Molecule: messenger RNA, 876 nt
Organism: Cyclocybe aegerita
Lineage: Eukaryota; Fungi; Basidiomycota; Agaricomycetes; Agaricales; Hemipholiotaceae
Source: the annotation of a GenBank genome assembly
AUGUCGUCUGUUACUGGUCAUACGGCACAACCUGAACGCCCUGAGCGUAGCCGUAACGCUAAAGCGCAGGCGAGACAUCGAGCCAAGCGAAAGGCGUACAUCGACCAGCUCGAACAAACCGUCACCAAGCUUCAGCUGGCUGUUGGAUAUUCCACCGACCAAGUCGCCGCGCUUCCACCACCGUUGCUGAAGAUCAAGGAGCUCGAGCAGGAAAAUGGUCGGCUACAGAAAGAAAACGACGAGCUUCGACGCCUCCUCACCGACUCUGGAUCCCGGACGCUUUCCUCCGACUCCACGCGGCGGUCACUCUCCUCAUACGCCGACCCCCGAAUUUGCGACAGAGACUACGGACUGAAGAGGCGUAAGCCAGGGCAUCAGGAUGGCAUCUACAUAAGCCCCAGCGACACGCCACCUCACGGCCAUGAGCCCUCUACUCGACCUCCCCCUCCUCUAACCAUUCCCCAGCCCAUGUCCCACCACUACGGCAACGGCAGCAUGAGCUCACCAUCAGCAGGACACGGCCAAAAUGCGAACAUCUUCGGCGGCCUCCACGCGCCCCCGUUCCAAAUGCCCAAUACCCCUUCCGGUUCGAGUGCUACCUCGAGUCCACCGUUCUCGCCCAUUCAAGUGCAAGCUCCUGUGCACUCUCAAAUCGAUCAUCGCCCGCAUCUUUCUGACCACCACUCCAUGUCCAGUAACUACUCGCCAGCGAACAGCCACUAUGCCCCGGUGAAGGUGGAGGACGACCAAUACGUCAGCGCAAACGCCAAUCAUCACCCCUCAAUCCAAUAUUCAUACUCCAACAGCCAAAGUCAGAACCACAAUAAUAUGGACUGGCACGCCUAUUCCUCUGACAGAGCACAUCUCCACCGCUGA